UUGCCGAAUCAUCGCCCAAUUUCUGGAUCAAACACAAUCGCUCGAAGCUAUCUUCAACCGGUCAAAGAACAUGCAACACUUCGCGAUCGUUUUCACAGUAUUUCAAGAAUGCCUAACAAGUUUGCAACAGUUCGCGCGAUUCCAGUCAAUUAUCUAGGUCAGUCCAUUUUUUUUCCAUUUGACAAUUAUUGAAGACUCUCGGCGGCGCAUUCAAUUAUUUUAUUUCAAUUUAUUUUGGUUUUUUUCACAACAAAUAUAGUUUUGUUUAUAUUUUUAAUAUUUGCUUUUUUGUUGUUUUUGUUGAAUUUUAUUGAGAAAUUGAAUGAUAGGGAAGUUUUUUUCGUCUGUACAUUCUUUUGUUGAAUAUAAUCCUUAAUGUCAAUUUGCUUCCACAUUUUCCUCAAUCACUGACAGAGAGAAACGGUUUUGCUUUGGUCUGUUCGCAAAAGAUUAAACUCAUUGUUUUCUAGAAAACGAGGUGGGAGUACUGUACAUAUUUUUAGAAUAGGGUCACCUCCAAUAAACAUCAGGAUAGAGAUAAUAGUGGAAGAAAAAACCGUUGUUUCCACUUGAGAAUCUUUGUUUUAUGUGUAUGUAUAAACAAAAUUCCGGCGUUUUUUUCUUUGCUUUUUUUGUGUACUGUCGGUUUUCUCGACUUUUUUGUGAAAUCAAACACUUUACUGUUUCUCUCCGACAUAAAAAGUACACACUUUUUUUUGUUCUUAUUCCAUAAUCUUUUUAUGUUUAUGUUCAAUUUUAUUUGAAUUACAAUCGCAUAAAAAUACGGACGCUUUACAUCCGAAUUUUUUACGAUUCACGAUCCAUUCAAAUGACGAUUAUAAUCAAGUUCACACUUUCCUUUUGUUUUUUGUUCAUUCUGUUUUUCUGUAACAACUAGAAAUGAUUCUUAUUAUGAUAUUUUUAUAUUUUUAUAUUAAUAUAUGAAUGAGAGAAUGACCAGUUCCCGCAUCAUUCUUCCUUUUUUUCUAACGUAAACAAAAAUCCAAUUACUUUGUAGAAUGUUUUUUUUCGAAAAUAUGUACAUAUUGAUUUUUUGCCCAAAUUCGAUUAGAACAAAAUGCGAUUAUUCCAGAAAAAAAUCAUUUUAAGAGAAGAAAAACUACAGAGUACAGUACUAUUUUAUUUGACUCCAAUUGAACCUCUCGUUUUUUCUUUCUCUCUAUCUGUUCCUUAAAUUAUUUAGUUUUUGUACAUAGUAGAUCAAAUCAAGUUUUCUUAUCUCUUCUGAAUGACACGUUUGUUCUGAAAUAGAACAGUAAUUUUUUCAUGUUCAAUUUAUUUACGUUAAUUUUACAGUACCUAGAAAGCUGCCAAAAUCAGCGAAAAAAACCAUUAAUUAGCCACAAUUUUGUCAUCAACAUCAAACGCGCCAAUAAACCGGAGCCCAAUUGGGCGACGUGUUUCAACUUCGUCAAUUUUCACCAACGAAUCAGCUAACAAUCCUAAUUAUCGAUCUGUUCAUCCAAUGUUGUUAGCAAAUAAAAAACGAAGCAAUACAACAACAUGUGUCACACCAACAUUAUUUAUAAAUACAAGCAACCUUCAACAUCCGAAAGCUGAAAAACGUGUCUCGUUCAAAGAUUUUAUUCAUCCUCAUCAACAGCAUCCACAAACAACAAAUAAUAGAAACAAUCAUCGAUUUGAGAAGGCGGAGGAAGAUUUUGAAGCCGAAGAAGAGGAAGAAGAAGUGGAUGGGAAAAGUGAUAGUAAUUAUUUUUGUUAUAACAAUUAUUUGAAUUAUAAUCCGAAUAGUUUGCAUGAUAAAAAAUUGCAUCGAUGCGAUACAAAUGAUAUGACUAUGCUUGAAAGGUGAGUCAUUUUUUUCCGAAUUUCCAAGUUUAUUAAUGUUGUCUUCAUGAUAUUAGUAAAACGAUAUAGUAAAACGAUAAAAACAUUAUGUUAGGAAGGAGAUUUUUUAAGUAAAAGUAUUCUAAAUUUUUUGUUGACUUGAAUUAUAUACAUCUAUUCAGAAAAAUUUACUUUCAUAAUCAAUAAGUAUCUGACUCAAGUUUCAGACGAUGAACAAUUUCACGAAAAUUAACAUCAAUUUAUGUAAUUUGUGAAAAUCUGAAUUUUUCAAUUAAUUUCUUUAGCCUAAGUUCAAAACAUUAGCAAACCGUUUCCCAAGCCACACGCAUUGUUAAAUUGCUCCAAUUGAUCUUCGGAACGUUUUUAAAAGGUCAACUAUGUUUUCGCAGAACCCAAUGUUUUUGUGCUCAUUGUCGUUUUUUUUGCUGACGAUCUUGUUCUUUCGGACUAAUUUCUUGAGUGUUUGGCUGCUUUUCUCCUCUUUUGUUUGUCGGAAAAUACUAAAUCAUCAUUAAACAUCAUGUAGUUAAAUUAUUGCAAAAUAUACUCAUUUUCUUCUUUAGUCUGUACUCAGAGAUUCGCUGGCCAGCUCGCCACUAGAUCAGGACCAGGUGGCCGGAAAGUUCAAAACGAGCUGAGUUUGAUUCGGCCACCAGGUCGCCUUGAGUUUUCCGGCGACGUGGCCUGUGUGUUUCAAAUCCUGAAAAGCUAGCAAGACGGUGGUUUGUACUCAAAAUAGUGCAUUUUUUACUGUUUUUUUCACUUCCUAAGGUUUCUAAUACUCCGAAAAAACAGAAAAUGAGCCAAUUUCUUCUAGAAUGCUCGGAUUCACAAGUUUUUUGGACUUUUUUCUCUUAAGCGAGACGAUCUGGACGCGAGGUCGGGUCGAGCUGGACAACCUGGGCGAGGCGGUCUGCAUGAACUGAACCACCUCGCGACCAGGUCGUCUGGCAAAAAAUACGGGCGAUGUGGUUGUCCGUGUCAAUUUCAGAUGGGCAGUCGACCCCACCUAGUGACCAGCUGGCCAGCGAAUCUCUGAGUAUUCUAAUUUCGAAAUUUGAAUUUUCUUUAUCUUCAUUAGUAAUUUUUAAUUAAAUCAAAAGUUUUAUUUACAUAUGAGUUAGUCAGAUUACUUUAUGAGUCAGUUUGCUAUGUUCUCAAGGAUUUUUCUUAUUUUUUGUCAUCUUUUGAACAUUUUUUCUGUUAGUCGUUUUUCUAAUUUUUAUUUAAAAAUUGAGAAAUUUGCUCUUCCACUCACGUUAACUCAAAACUAUUUGCAAAACUACACUUGAAAAAUACAUUUUACACUUUUAAAACUAUACAAAUACCUACAUACCUACCUAUCUAUACCAGAUGUUUAUCUUAUUUCAAAAAAAAAAAACGACACAACAAUACAUUUUCUUGUUAACCUCUUCUCUCUGAAAAAAAGUUCGCCUCAUCGAUUUUCACAUUAUCUAUACAAUUCUGUGUUUUUGUUGUUAUAUAUUAUAUUGUUAGUACCAUUAUUUUCAACCCAUCAUUGAAAUAAAAAUAUGUCAACAUAUUGUUCUAGAUAUUUAACACGAGAAAUGAAAUCGUCACAUUCACCGCGUCAUUUUGGCGCAUCGCGUCGUCUUAUUGAAUCGGAUCAAAGUUCGAAUAUUCGAAAAAGGCUAAGUCGAAGUUGUGAUCAUCUCAACGAACAUCAGUUUUCGCCGCGUCUUCCACCAAUUCGCAGAAGACCCACAAAACAUGUUAAGACUAUGGCCGGAGUUUUGAUAACUCAUGAUACCGGUUAG
Caenorhabditis angaria is the source of this 3608-nucleotide messenger RNA. Lineage: Eukaryota; Metazoa; Nematoda; Chromadorea; Rhabditida; Rhabditidae. The record is from the annotation of a GenBank genome assembly.